UGGAUCAACAACGAGCGUUCAGUUAGUUGGUGAAGUGACUUCAGUGCGAACGGUUGCCUUUUAACGAGUGCUCAAGAUUUGAGGUCAAGCCGAGUGUGAUUGUAAGCAAUGGCCAAUCUGAUUAAAGUUGCUCUUCUCCUCGCUUCCUGUCUCGUCAUUUGCCAUGGACACACUUACCACUCAGGACAGUGCCCCAAUGUGGAACCUCAACCAGAUUUUCAAAUGAAUCAGUUCCUCGGUAUCUGGUACGUUAUCCAGAAGACCUCAACGGCCUCCACAUGCAUAAUUUACAAUGUCACGCGCGGAGAGGAGCCUGGCGAGUACAGGAUUGAGCAGACCUCGCAGCACUUUGCACUGGGAUUGACACGCCUGCGGCAUGAAUACAGCUACACAGGAACACUCACAGUGCCUGACAACGACGUUCCGGCCAAGAUGAAGGUCAAAUUCCCACUCAGCGUGGCAGGAUCGUCCACUUUCACUGUCUUCAUGACUGACUAUCAUCAGUACGCGGGUGUCUUCUCUUGCCAGAAAGUCACAUUUGCCCACAGACGCAGUGCCACGAUCUUAUCUCGCACGAAGACUCUUGAUAAGAUCUAUCUCGACAAGAUCCGAUCGCGUCUGGCAAACUUCGCUGUAGAUCCAUUCGAUUUGAGCAUCGUGAAUCAAAAUGACUGUCCCAAGAAUGGAAGUGAGGGCUUCAACAUUCACAUCGAUCCGGACACUUUCUCAGCCGCAAACAUUGCGAGUGUGGUCAGGAGUGCUGGCGAUAAGAUCGCUUCCGGCGUCGAGACGGCAAUCAAUGCAGGCAAAAAGGCUUACAAUAAACUCACCACAUCCAAUGAAGAUGCGGAGAAAGUGACCACUGAAUCCACUGAGACGAUGAAUCUCAGAAAGAGUGAAAGAAUGCAACAUGAUCCAAAUGCAGAGUGGAUCGCCUUCUAGAAAUCUUGCAGCUGUUUUGGAGGUUUUAUAAAGUCUCUCUCUCUCUCUUUAGUUUUAAGAAUUUUCACUUGAACUGUGUAAGAAACGAUUCUCAAUAUAUUUUUAACUGAUCGAAUUUCACAAA
Molecule: messenger RNA, 1066 nt
Organism: Phlebotomus argentipes
Lineage: Eukaryota; Metazoa; Arthropoda; Insecta; Diptera; Psychodidae
Product: apolipoprotein D-like
Exons: 3
Coding region: 109-942 (277 amino acids)
Biological process (GO): brain development; tissue regeneration; lipid transport
Molecular function (GO): lipid binding
Source: RefSeq, a predicted model, not a curated record